Striga asiatica is the source of this 1616-nucleotide messenger RNA. Lineage: Eukaryota; Viridiplantae; Streptophyta; Magnoliopsida; Lamiales; Orobanchaceae. The record is from the annotation of a GenBank genome assembly.
AUAAUUUAUGUUUGGUACAGGCAAUGAGAAUGUCAGCUGUUUUUUGCAUCACAGGAUGGCUUGCAGUCUGUCUUUCUAUGGAGUCGUACUUACUUGAUAUAGGGAGGUUCUGCACAGGGUAUGGAAUUGGAAUAUUCUCUUAUGUGGUCCCAGUAUUUAUUUCUGAAAUUGCACCUAAAAAUCUUCGUGGAGGACUAGCAACACUAAAUCAGCUUAUGAUUGUGAUCGGAUCAUCUACAGCGUAUAUCUUAGGAACAGUGUUAACAUGGAGAAUUUUAGCACUAACAGGACUACUCCCUUGUCUUUUACUUCUUGUGGGCCUAUUUUUCAUUCCAGAGUCUCCCAGAUGGCUGGCGAAAAUUGGUCGUCAGAAAGAAUUCGAACUAGCAUUACGCAAACUCCGAGGCAAAAAUGCUAAUGUUUCUAAAGAAGCUGCAGAAAUUCAAGCAAGUUUUGAUACUCUGAGAGAUCUUCCUAAAGUCAACAUGUUUGAACUAUUUGAUGCCAAGUAUAUUCGUCCUCUCAUAGUUGGUGUUGGGUUAAUGUUUUUCCAACAAUUUGGAGGGAUAAAUGGAGUCGGAUUUUACACCAGUCAAACAUUUGUAGCCGCUGGAUUUUCUUCAGGAAAAAUGGGAACAAUUUUAUAUGCCAUCAUUCAGGUGCCAGUAACAGUGGUUGGGGCAGUGUUGAUGGAUAAAUCAGGAAGAAGACCACUUCUAAUGAUAUCGGCAACUGGGACGUUUAUUGGAUGCUUCCUGACAGGCUCUUCUUUUUUCCUCAAGGGUGAAGGUCUACUGGUUGACUUUGUUCCCAUUCUUGCUGUUUCUGGAAUACUGGUUUAUAUAACAGCAUUUUCAAUAGGAAUGGGCGCAGUUCCCUGGGUCAUGAUGUCAGAGAUAUUCCCAAUUCAUGUAAAAGGUGUUGCCGGGAGUUUGGUGGUUUUGAUCAACUGGUUAGGCGCCUGGAUAAUAUCCUACACUUUCAACUUUCUCAUGACCUGGAGUUCCACUGGCACGUUUAUGACGUAUGCUGCAUUCUGUGCGCUUACGGUAGUCUUCGUGGCAAAGAUUGUGCCGGAGACAAAAGGAAAAACACUUGAAGAAAUCCAGGCUUUUAUCAACUCAUGAGAAUGAAUGCCAAAUUCGAGAAGCAGGCCAAAGAAAGGAUAUGUAUUUGUAGUUUUCCAAGACGAACAAAUAUGUAUGCCUCGACACAAUCAAUUUGCUACUUUAAGAAAUAUAGUGAAGAUCACAUGGUUGCCUUAGGCAAAAUUCCUACGCCACGACUUGUUUUGGAAAUAGUUUUGGGAGAUCAACGGAUGACCUGAUUUGGUAAUAAAAAUGGGAGAGCAACAAAUGUUUGUAGUUAUAUUUGGUACAAUUAACUGAUAAUUUAGCUUAUUGCUUAUAAGUGUUUUUCGAGCUUAUGACUUAGAGCAUCUGCAUUCGUCCGUUUAAUUGCUCCAUUUAAAUACAGUGUUCCCCGUUCAACAAAGCAACCAUCCAUUAAUGUGUAAGACCAUUGUUACCGCUAACAACUUUGAGCCUUUUNUCCCAAUAAUAAAAAAAACUUUCAAAAUUUCUCAAGUUCUAAUCCUACCAAUCCUGAUGAAUUUU